AUGCUCCUUCUACAACUAUUCAACAUUGCAAUGCUGGCAAAUCUGGUGAUACAGAACAAUCAAAUAUUCGACCUAUUCAAAAACCAAUUCCUAAACUCAUCAAAACUUAGAAGACUUUAUAAAUCAUAUUUCCUGCUUUCAAUAAUAACAUUCUCAGGCUUCACAUUCUUAAAUAUCCAAUCAAAAGACUAUUUCAAACUUUUAUUCACAAUCCCUUUAUUGAUAACUUCCACAAUUUACAUCAUACGUUGUUUUAUAACAAGGAUUGACCCCUUUGAUCAAUAUGAAAACCAACUUUUAAUAACAUCAGCUAUUCAAUCCCCUUCACAAAUCAAUUCCACAGGCCCAGUUGCCAUAAUACGGACUUCUCAAGGUGAUUUCAAAUCUGAAGAUGUUUCUCCAAUUUUAAGUACAAAUAACACAACAACUCAUAUUGGUUCAUUAACUAAAAAGGAUAAUAAUCUAAGUGCACCUAUCCUAGCAACUCUAUUAGGUGCAGAAACCGUCAUGGCAAGACCACUCAUGGAACCAUCAACAUCAAGCACUACCAUCCCAAUAUUGGCAAUCUUGAUUUCAAUCUCAUUUAUAUUUUCACAAUGGUGUUAUAUAACUGCUAUUUUCAAAUCAAAUGUCUACACACCACUACGUCAAUACUUGGUCACUGCUCUGAUCAAUCUCAUCAUAUCCACAACAUUAAUCAUCUUUACAGAGUUUCAACUAAAUGAUAUUGCAAUGAUUCAAUUUGGUCAAUUUAACAUGGGUUUGAAAAUUUGUAAUUAUUUGAUUAGUAUUUCCCUAUUAUUGCAGAGUGUUUCCACCAUUAUGAUGCUCAUGAUGAGUAGGAAACAUGAAAAGGAGGCUCUCCAAGUCGUUGAGGUUUAUAAUAGUAUUCCAUCUCCAAGAUCUAUAAGUUAUUAA
Hansenula anomala is the source of this 918-nucleotide messenger RNA. RefSeq lists its product as uncharacterized. The coding region runs from base 1 to 918 and encodes 305 amino acids. The record is from RefSeq and is a predicted model, not a curated record. NCBI's taxonomy places the organism in Eukaryota, Fungi, Ascomycota, Saccharomycetes, Phaffomycetales, Wickerhamomycetaceae. The transcript has a single exon.